GGAAGUGUCGUCAUCGACGAACACAAUACCAGUGGCUUCCGUAGCAAGGGACACGCGCCAUGGGUCGCUAUGUAUACAUCCUAUUACCCGUCACAGCAAGUCUUGCCAAGUGGGAAGCAGGUUCGAGACCAACAGCAAGCGCAGUCUAUUGCCUAUAGUCUCGAUCAUGGGGCAACGUGGACUACCUAUGAUGAGGGGAACCCUAUCAUCUUAGAUCCGCCUGCUCCGUACCAGGACCAGUAUCUUGACUUCCGGGACCCCAAUAUCUUUUGGUAUCAACCUAUUAAAAAAUGGGUGGCUGUUAUCAGUCUUGCAAAACUUCAUAAGCUGCUCAUAUAUACAUCUGCGAAUCUCAAGCAAUGGAGCUUGCAGAGUGAGUUUGGACCUUUCAAUGCUGUUGGAGGUGUGUGGGAGUGUCCGAAUCUUUUCCCACUGUCUAUCGAUGGAGAUGAAUCAAAGGUCAAAUGGGUUGCCAUUGUUGGUCUCAAUCCUGGUGGCCCUCCUGGGACUGUGGGUUCGGGAAUUCAGUACUUUGUGGGUGACUUUAACGGGACCACAUUUACGCCGGACUUGAACAGUAUUCAUGGUGGGGGUCCCCCGGACGGUAGUUUCAUCUUUGAAGAUUUCGAGGGAAACCGUUCCUUUGCCGAUCGUGGAUGGGUAGCUACCGGCGACUUGGUCGGUACCUCCCCCGUGGCUGGUACCUUGGCUGGACAGAAUCCGGUGACAGGCUUCCUCGGAAAGCAGCUGGUGAACACAUUCUUAAAGGGGGAUUCGACUACAGGAACCCUGACAUCCCCUUCCUUCAAAAUCUCGUACAAGUAUAUAAACUUCCUCAUCGGAGGAGGGAACAGUAUUAACCAAACUGCGAUUCGCCUGAAGAUUGACGGUGGUAUUGUGUACGCUACAACUGGAUCCAAUAGUGAACAACUUACCUGGCAAAGCUGGGAUGUUAGGGCCUUCCAAAAUCAAACCGCCACGAUUGAGAUUAUUGAUCUCGCUACCGGGGGCUGGGGCCAUAUUACCGAUCAGCGGACGAUCAUCUCCUGGAUGAAUAACUGGCAGUACGGGUCAACCAUACCAACGGACCCUUGGCGUAGUGCAAUGACCAUUCCUCGUCAACUUUCGUUGAAAACAAUCGAUCAGAAGAUAGCAGUGGUUCAAGAGCCCAAAGAAAGCUGGAAAGCUAUUACCAAGGGUGGAAGCAUAUCAACAUUCCAUUCCGUGACUGGUGUCCACAACCUGGGUGAGAUCGGGAAAGCAGUCGACAUCCAGUUAACUUUCUCCAGCAGGGAGCCAGCAACCAAGGGAAGCUCGGAGUUUGGAAUCAUUGUUCGAGCCUCUGAGGAUUUGAGUCAACAGACACGAGUAGGAUAUGACUUCGCCACCCAGCAGGUGUUCAUCGAUCGAACGAAAUCGGGAGAUGUCUCAUUCGACAGCACAUUCGCAAGUGUCUACUAUGCUCCUCUUUCCCCAGCCACAAAUAACACUGUAACCUUACAUAUCUUUGUGGAUUGGUCAAGCGUGGAGGUCUUUGGGGAUCAAGGACAAACCACAAUGACAGCCCAAAUCUUUCCUUCUGACAAUGCCACGUAUGCGAAGCUUUUCUCUACUGGGGGGAGCACCAACAAUGUCCAGCUUCACAUAAGCAAAGUACGUUCUACUUGGACAUAGGAGUUGGGUUGUACGACAGAAAACUAGGAAAUGCAGCCCUACACUCCCUAAUAGGACUCAUAAUGCUCCCAACCCAACUUUUCCCUGUGGAGGACUAGCUGUGACAUAAUGGGAAGGAGCUUGUCUACC
This is a messenger RNA of Talaromyces proteolyticus, 1803 nucleotides long. Its product is annotated as glycosyl hydrolase. Gene Ontology annotation, molecular function: sucrose alpha-glucosidase activity. The coding region runs from base 70 to 1674 and encodes 534 amino acids. NCBI's taxonomy places the organism in Eukaryota, Fungi, Ascomycota, Eurotiomycetes, Eurotiales, Trichocomaceae. The transcript is spliced from 3 exons. The record is from RefSeq and is a predicted model, not a curated record. Gene Ontology annotation, biological process: sucrose catabolic process.